AUGGCAGUCAACGUGCUUGGGCUACCGCUGGUGAGCACGCUGCCGUACGUGUACCAGACGCCCGCGCUUGGAACAGGCGCGUACUCGGCGGUCUACCGCGGCAGCCUGGCCGAAACCACAGGGCACACGCCGCGGGUGGCUGGAGUCGGGCGCGAUCUGCUCGCCGACGUGGCGCUCAAGGUGAUCAAAAAGUCCGAGCUGGACGCCAAAGCGAGAGCCCGGCUGCGACACGAGGUCGAGCUGCACGGCUCGGUGGCCCACAGCUCUAUCGUCCGCUUGCUGGACAUGGUGGAGACGGCCGACGAGGUCGUCCUCGUCCUGGAGCGGAUGGACGGCGGCGAGCUGUUUGACCGCAUCGUGGCCAUGCGCUCUUUCUGUGAGGCCGAUGCCGCAGCUAUCAUGAAAAAGAUCGUGGUGGGCGUGGCGCAUUUGCACGCUGUGGGCAUUGCGCACCGCGACCUCAAGCCUGAGAACAUCCUCCUCGCUACCGACGACUUGGCCUCUGUCCGCAUCGCCGACUUUGGCCUGGCCAAGCGCAUCGGCGACGACGGCAACCUGCUGACCCCGUGCGGAACGCCGGGCUAUCUCGCGCCAGAAGUCGCCUCGCUCUCGGCCUACGACCUCUCCGUCGACAUGUGGUCGCUCGGCGUCGUCCUCUACACCAUGCUCGCCGGCUUUCCGCCCUUCUACUCCACCUCGACCCGCAAACUGCUCAAGAAGAUCAAGCGCGGCCGCUUUAACUUUCCUUCGCCCUACUGGGACGGCAUCUCGGACGCCGCAAAGAACCUCGUCUGCGGCUUGCUCAACGUCGACGUCACGGCCCGCCUCUCCGCCGCAGAAGCCCUGGCCCACCCCUGGCUCGCGCCCAAGCUCCCGUCGCCCAUCGCCCAGCCGCUGGCCGCCGACGCCGACGCGGAAAGUCAGCUUCCUUCGCCCCAGAACAUGCGCGUCUGGUCCGCCCGCUCCGCCCGCGAAGGUGUCCAGGAGGUCAACGUCGCCCUCGCCAUCGCCAUCGACGCCCAGCGCGACGACUCAGCCGGCGGCGGCCUCGCCCUCUCAAACUCCUCGCUCUACAACCGCCGCAAGCGCGGGCUGCCGCAGCUCGCCCUCCCGUCGGCCACUGCCGCCGCUGCCGCCGCUGCCGCCGCCUCGACAAACGACAACAUUGUGUGCUACCAGGCAGACAUAGAGCCUCAGCUGGGGCCUGAUAGGCGGGCCGUGUGGCGGAACGACGAUGCGCCGGUGGCGGUCUUUUGGCAGCUCAUCGACGAGGCGACCAUGGUGGAGCGGUCGGCUAAGGGCAAGGACGAUGUGACGUCCGAGCUGACGUAUGUGCAGCGCAAGAUGGCAUAUGGGUGCACAACUUUGCGGAUUACGGAGGAGGACGUGUUGACCCAGCUGCGACGGAUUGUGGCGUGCAACGCAGAGCUCAUCGAAGUCCACCAGCUCCAGCUGGUCGCGCUUCCGGACAAGAUGCUGCUGAUGGUGGUGUACGAGGAUCCUGCCAUCGACUCGGUCGCGGCCGCCGCCGUGACGGUCAUUGACGGCGAACUUGCGCUUCUCUCGCGGGUCUUUGUCAAGGUGGUGCCAGGCAAGUGGAUCUCGGCCUGGCCAAAGGUGACGUACGCGCUUGUCGACGGCGUAUCGUUUGUCUCGGGCGCACGAGUCCACGAGAUGCUCCCUGCUGACGGCAGCGGCUCCAAAAAAGACAAAAAGGCUGCCGCCAAGGCCGCCAAGGCUUCCCGCGGCGCAUCUGCAGUCCUCGCUGUCCUGCAGGCAGCUCUGCCGCCGGUCGAGCUGCAUCACGGUGCGCUCCUCGGCGCAUCGCUGGACACCCCGCCCAUCGUGGUCCCGGACGCCUCACUGCGGCAGAUGGUGGAACCCAAGGCCUCGCCGCUGGUCAAGGCUCUUGCGUCCAUUCCAACCGAGUCGGGCUCGGCGCCUUCGCCGCUCGGCCGCAUCCGCAGGCGCAAGCGGCGCUCCAAGUCGCGCGCAGCCAACAAGUCGAGCGCCACAACCAGCCCGCGCACCGCCGCCCCUGCCCGCCGCAAAAUUGUGCUCUCCGAAUCGCUCGAAUGGUCCGACGACGAUGACGGUGCCGAUGCCGCGUCCGGCCCUGCCUUUCCCUCGCUCGAGCCCGAGACUCGCCGUAGCCAUUCCGCCGCCACCGCCGAUCCGGAUAGUGACCCCGACCCCGACUCGGAGGUCUUUGUCACCGCCGACGACGGCUGCGGCGGCUGGCCGGACCUGGAGCUUUGA
This is a messenger RNA of Thecamonas trahens ATCC 50062, 2259 nucleotides long. Its product is annotated as CAMK protein kinase. Gene Ontology annotation, molecular function: ATP binding; protein kinase activity. The record is from RefSeq and is a predicted model, not a curated record. The transcript has 2 exons. The coding region runs from base 1 to 2259 and encodes 752 amino acids. Gene Ontology annotation, biological process: protein phosphorylation. NCBI's taxonomy places the organism in Eukaryota, Apusomonadida, Apusomonadidae.